GACUAUAGGCGUCAUAUGCCAGCGCCGGAAGUUGGUUGAGACACAACGAGGAGCCCUAAUCCGCCGCGAACUUCAGAGUACUUAGUUUCUGGGGGCUACGUGGGUAGGGAAUUGGCUGGUUGUAUUUAGAGGGACUAUCAAUGGACACCCAAAAGGACGUUCAACCCCCGAAGCAGCAGCCGAUGAUAUAUAUCUGCGGAGAAUGUCACACAGAAAAUGAAAUAAAAUCCAGGGAUCCAAUCAGAUGCAGAGAAUGUGGAUACAGAAUAAUGUACAAGAAAAGGACUAAAAGAUUGGUGGUUUUUGAUGCUCGAUGAAACAUGGAAUUCAGAGGAUUAUCUUCAUUUGUACUUGGGUUUGCUGUUAAUGUAUAGCUUUUGAUUAGUGUAUAUAUCUUUACAAAUACAAAUAACAUUUCAUUUUAAAAUCCAUCUUGUAUUUAGAUAUCUAUUUAAUAGUUUCUAUAAAGAAAAGUUUUUUGUUCAAUUACAUGAUUUAUAAUUUACUUUUAUUGUAUAUGUAAUCUGACAGAGUGAAAGUUUAAAGUGCUUCCCUAAAGCACACUUAAUUAAGGCCUAGAAUCUUUUGGGAUUCUUGUUAAAAAUGAAGUUUUCUAGGGCCCUGUGAAGGUCUGAUUAAGUAAGUUCCUUGGAAACUACUGUUUUACAUCACCAACUGUAAACUCUCCAGCAUCAUUUUGUAUUGAGUAUACCAAUGUGCAUGCAUGCAUUAUUUUGUGUUAAAAUUUUCAUUUUACUUGAUAUAGGCCUUCUGUAUGUAUAUAUAAGGCUUGACUAUAUUUUAAAUCUUGGGUGAGGAAAAAGAAACUUUAAUGGUUGCAUCUGUAAGGCAAAAUCAACCCUAAGUAAAGUGGAUGAAGCAGAUUAUUAAGGCAGGUGUAGUUUCUGAGGUAUAAUCAUUAAGGUAAAAAAUUCUGCUUUCAGGAUAUAUAAAGAUAUAUAUAUAUGGACUUGUUUACACUGACCUAUGGAUAAACAUUUAAAACUUUUGCCCUUUUGCCUUGAUCUUAGGGAUAUGGAUACUCGAAUACUCCCAUUUGUUCCAGGAUUCCAUCAUUAUGGGAUGUCAUCUGACAUUCAUUUUGAAGAUUAGAUAUAUUCCAUCUUCACUAUUAGCUAUGUGUGUCUCUGACAUUCAAAAAAUUAAGUGCCAUUUUAAAAAAGCACCUAUAUUUCUAUUAACAUCCUUGAAUACUAAGUUCUAUAAAUUUUUUAAGUGCUAUACAAAGUA
Messenger RNA from Leptonychotes weddellii (Weddell seal), 1251 nucleotides. RefSeq names its product RNA polymerase II, I and III subunit K (gene POLR2K). NCBI's taxonomy places the organism in Eukaryota, Metazoa, Chordata, Mammalia, Carnivora, Phocidae. Gene Ontology annotation, molecular function: DNA binding; zinc ion binding. The record is from RefSeq and is a predicted model, not a curated record. Gene Ontology annotation, biological process: DNA-templated transcription. Gene Ontology annotation, cellular component: RNA polymerase III complex; RNA polymerase I complex; RNA polymerase II, core complex.